Messenger RNA from Entrophospora candida, 1407 nucleotides. The record is from the annotation of a GenBank genome assembly. Lineage: Eukaryota; Fungi; Glomeromycota; Glomeromycetes; Entrophosporales; Entrophosporaceae.
AUGUCAGAUUUUCAAUUGUGUUAUAGCGAUGAAUCUAAUAAAAUGAUGAAAAUGGACGAAGGUGAUAAUGGUAGUAGUAGUAUUAUUAAAACUAGUUCGCCAUUAUUCAGUAUAUCCGAAUGUCUUCUAAGAAUAUUCGAGUAUUUGAAGGAAGAUCCAAAUUCAUUAUUUUCAAUAUUGUUAGUUAAUAGAACUUGGUGUAGAGUGGCGGUACCGAUUUUAUGGAGCAGGCCAUUUGAAUUAUUAAAAAAUCGAAAAAACAAUUAUCAUAUAAUGACUACUUAUUUUCAAUGUUUAGAAGAUGAUCAAAAAUUUCCAUUGCAAUUACUUAAAGAAUCAUCACCUUCUUUUGAUUAUCCGAUAUUCUUGAGACAUUUAUGUUGUAAUACAAUGAUGAUUGUUAUUGAAUUAUGGUUUGAUAACUUUUUAUCAAAUGGAAUUAAAAGUGACGAAGAAGAGACGUGUUUAAGACUGUUAGUAAGACAAUUUUUAAAAUUAAUUAUGAGUAAAACACCAUCAUUGGAAACUUUAAUACUAUGGAAGAAUUCGUUGAAUGGCUAUAAUAUAAUACUCGCAGAAUCGUUAACUAAUUGUAACCCAAACACAUUAACUUGUUUAAAUGGACUGAGUGUUUUGAAAUUAGAUGGAAAUUACAACGAUUUAGAUUUAUAUUUAUUGACAAAGAAAUGUUCAAAAUUAAAAAAAAUAAUAAUAAACUGUGAAAUUAAUUCGAAUGGAUUAAAUUUAUUAAAUAAUUUGAUUAGAGUCCAAAAUUGUUUGAAGGUAUUUAAAUUAGGAUUUAAACCGGAAAAUAAUUUAUUUACAAAUAAAGUUAAACUUGGAUUGUUGGAUUCUUUAUCAUUGCAUCAAAAUACUUUAGGUGUAAUAGAAUUUAACAGAUGUAAUUUCAUUGACUGUGUGACAGUGGAACCAUUGAAACAUAUUAAAAAUCUAAAGGAACUAAUAUUUUGGAAAUGUAUCAAUUUAACACCAGAAAAGAUGUUUCCGUUGAGAGAUUUGAAUUUCAAUGAAUUAGAAAAAUUGGAAAUUUAUGUUCAUCCGGGAAUUUCGUCAGACUUGAUAAUUAAAAUAAUUAAAAGUUCAAACAACAAAUUAAAAAAUUUAAGAUUAGCUGGUAUAACACCACAAAAUGACCUGUCAAAAGUGUUGAAAGUUAUGGGAUUGCAUUCAAAAAAUUUGACGGACUGUAGACUAGUAUUGAAGGAUGGUGACAUUGAAUCCUUUAAUAAUCUGUUAUCAUUUCUGGACACAUCGUAUAAUUUAGAAAUAUUGUAUAUAACAUUUACUGAUAGACAAUUACCAAUAUGCAAUUACGAAGAAUUGACUAAUCAUUUACCACUUAAUCUAAAAGAAUUGCAAGAAGAAUUUUUUGCAACCACAUAUUGA